Molecule: messenger RNA, 579 nt
Organism: Pneumocystis jirovecii RU7
Lineage: Eukaryota; Fungi; Ascomycota; Pneumocystomycetes; Pneumocystales; Pneumocystaceae
Exons: 2
Coding region: 1-579 (192 amino acids)
Source: RefSeq, a predicted model, not a curated record
AUGUAUCAUAUAAUAGAAAAAGAAAUAUUAGAAACAAGGUUAUCUAGGAUUGAAAAUAUUGUUUAUGGGGUAAAUAAUAUGGCUUCUUCUAAGGACAUUUCAUUGGAUAUACUUUCCCUGAUAAAUUUUAUUGAAGUUGAAAUAAAUAAAUUAGUAAAAGGAUCUGAGGUUUUGAGAAAGAUGCUAUAUUUAUUUGAUACUUUUCUUUUAGAGGAAAAGUUUUUUUCGUUUAAAUCAUAUGAUGUUAUUCUUCAAAGUGAAAAAAAUCGUGUAGUUUUUUCAAAUACGCCCUUAUAUAGUACUGUAACAUCCCAAAUGCUUUCUAUAAGAGAAUUAUCUAUACCUGAUUCAGAUAUAUACUUUCAGGUUGCAGCAAAUAUUUAUCAACUUCAUAUAAUGUUUAUUUCUAUUGAAUCUGUUGAAAAGCAGUUAAAUUUUUUAUCAAGAAGAAUAGCAAAAGUUUUAGAGCUUUGGUAUGAAGUAGGUAUUGAUACCGUUAAUGAUUGUUUUUUGGAAUGGGAUGAAAGAAUUGAUAAUCUUAAUUCAAAAAUGCAAAAGUGUUGUACUUUUAAUAUGUAA